Molecule: messenger RNA, 1391 nt
Organism: Vespa crabro (European hornet)
Lineage: Eukaryota; Metazoa; Arthropoda; Insecta; Hymenoptera; Vespidae
Gene: CSN7
Product: COP9 signalosome complex subunit 7
Exons: 4
Coding region: 106-957 (283 amino acids)
Biological process (GO): COP9 signalosome assembly
Cellular component (GO): COP9 signalosome
Source: RefSeq, a predicted model, not a curated record
UCGAAGUUCAAUCCAUGCGCAAUGAAUUUGCGCAUUUACGAAAAGGGUGAAUAAGUGAAAAAAUUUUGGUAAGAUUUUCGGAUAGUUAACUCAACGAUAUUCAAAAUGACUGGUGGUACAUCCACCGAAAAGUCAACAAGUAAUCCUCUGGAACAAUUUGUGCUGCUUGCAAAAACAGCUAAAGGUGCAGCAGCUUUGGAAUUAAUACGUCAAGCUGUAGAAACACCGGGAGUUCAUGUCUUUGGUGAAUUACUGGAUAUGCCAAAUAUAAAGGAAUUGGAAAGUGGUCCAUAUGUUCAAUAUUGGAAUACAUUAAAUUUAUUUGCAUAUGGUACAUAUAAACAAUAUUUAGAGAAUAAAGAUAAGGUUCUGGAAUUGACUCCUACGCAAAAAAAGAAGCUUCAACAUCUUACAAUUGUAACACUUGCAACUAAGUCUAAAUGUAUACCUUAUUCUAUCUUGCUUGAAGAACUUGAUAUAAAAAAUGUCAGAGAUCUAGAGGAUUUAAUAAUAGAAGCUAUAUAUGCAGACAUAAUACAUGGUAAAUUAGAUCAAAAAAAUUCUCAAUUGGAAGUGGAUUAUGCUGGCUUAGGACGAGAUGUUAGACCCGGUGAUGCAGGAGUAGUAGCAGAAACUUUAUCUGCUUGGGGUGAAGCUUGUGACGCUGUUUUAGCGUGCAUCGAAGAACAAGUGACACGUGCAAAUGUAGAAAAACAAAAAGCCACUUAUCACAAAGAAAGAAUACAACGAGAUAUUGCCAAUAUAAAGAAAUUGCUGGCUGCUCAAGCUGGUGGUGGUGGAGUACAAGAAGCUGAUGUAGCAGGAGGUAGUUCUAGUGCAGGUGGCAGUGAAUCUGGUAGAGAAGCUUUACCGGUGCUACCAGAUCUAAAGAAAAAGCAACAGAAGGUGAAAUGUCUCAGAGGCAGUGGAAGACAGAAUAUAUUCUGUGGGAUUUAAAAUGUUUAGAAACUUGUACAGUUCAUUAAUACUAUCAGUAUUAAUACUACAGUUCAUUAAUACAUAUAUCAUUUUUUUUUUUAUUCAGACCAAAGCUUAUUUAGAUUGAUAGAAUUUAUAGUCCACAUCUGAUAUUGUACAACUAUUGUUAUCCAAUCUAAAAAUAGCAUGUCCAAAUGAUUGAUUAGUGUUCGUUCGGUCAUAUCGAGAUACCUCAUUUUUUUAUGUGCUGAAAUUUGAUACAGAUACAAAGUCUUUAAAUUGUUUAGUGUUCGGAGAAAUGUGUAAUUAGAUCAGCAGAUAGUUUUUGAUGAAAGGUUCUAUGUCAAGAAGGGUAAAACCUCAACACCAUUGAUGUAGUUUAGCUAAUACAAAUGUCAGUAUAAUUUUAAAAGCGUUGUAAUUGCUAAUGGAAUAAAAAGUAAUUUAUUUUA